This is a messenger RNA of Tetranychus urticae (two-spotted spider mite), 5431 nucleotides long. RefSeq names its product clathrin heavy chain 1. Gene Ontology annotation, cellular component: clathrin complex; clathrin coat of coated pit; clathrin coat of trans-Golgi network vesicle. Gene Ontology annotation, molecular function: clathrin light chain binding; structural molecule activity. NCBI's taxonomy places the organism in Eukaryota, Metazoa, Arthropoda, Arachnida, Trombidiformes, Tetranychidae. The record is from RefSeq and is a predicted model, not a curated record. Gene Ontology annotation, biological process: receptor-mediated endocytosis; intracellular protein transport.
UAGAAAAGAAAGUUUAUUCUUUACUCUUAAACUCAUUUGAGUUGUUAGACCGUUUGUUUAUUUUCAAUUUCUUGAGCCUAAUUUUUUUCUAGUUUUAGUUUAUUUCUAGGCUCUUCUUUUUUUAUAAUUAUUAAUCAUCAUGUCACAAUCACUUCCAAUUAAGUUCCAGGAGCAUCUUCAGCUCACGGCAAUUGGAAUCAAUGCGGCAAAUAUCACCUUCAAUACUCUUACCAUGGAGUCGGACAAAUUUAUCUGUGUCCGAGAAAAGGUCGGUGAUUCAGCUCAGGUUGUCAUUAUCGAUAUGUCCAAUCCAACGACUCCCAUUCGGCGGCCCAUUUCUGCUGAUUCAGCCAUCAUGAAUCCAGCCUCAAAAGUGAUUGCACUUAAAGCAAUGAGAACUUUACAAAUAUUUAACAUUGAAAUGAAAUCAAAAAUGAAAGCUCAUACCAUGGCAGAUGAUGUUGUUUUCUGGAAAUGGAUUAAUGUAAAUACAAUUGCUCUUGUCACCGAGACUGCUGUUUACCAUUGGAGUAUGGAGGGUGACUCACAGCCAGUCAAGAUGUUUGAUCGUCAUGCAUCUCUCACUGGCUGUCAGAUUAUUAAUUAUCGAACUGAUCAUAGAGUCCAAUGGCUACUUUUGAUUGGUAUUUCCGCCGCACAAGGUCGGGUUGUUGGAGCUAUGCAACUUUACUCCACUGAACGUAAAGUUAGUCAACCCAUUGAGGGUCAUGCUGCAGCUUUUUCUACUUUCAAAAUGGAUGGAAACUCUGAAGUCUCUACUCUUUUCUGCUUUGCAGCCAGAACAUCAACAGGUGGAAAGCUUCAUAUUAUUGAAGUCGGUCAACCACCAGCUGGUAAUCAGCCAUAUCCGAAGAAGGCAGUUGACGUUUUCUUCCCUACAGAGGCACAAAAUGAUUUUCCAGUAGCUAUGCAGGUUUCAACUAAAUAUGACAUUAUCUAUUUAAUAACCAAGUAUGGCUACAUUCAUCUUUAUGAUAUUGAGACCGGUACCUGUAUAUAUAUGAAUCGAAUUAGUGGUGACACAAUAUUUGUCACUGCACCUUAUGAGCCUACUAGCGGCAUUAUCGGUGUGAACCGAAAAGGUCAAGUUCUCUCGGUUUGUGUUGAUGAAGAUGCUAUCAUUCCAUAUAUUACCACCACGUUAGCUAAUCCAGAUCUUGCCCUGAGAAUAGCCGCUCGUAACAAUCUUCCCGGUGCUGAGGAACUUUUUGUUCGUAAAUUUAAUACACUCUUCUCGAGCGGUCAAUACACUGAGGCUGCCAAAGCUGCUGCUAAUGCACCUAAAGGUAUCCUCAGAACUCCCGAUACAAUUCGUCGAUUUCAACAAGUGCCUACCCAACCCGGUCAAACUUCACCUUUGUUGCAAUAUUUCGGUAUACUUUUAGAUCACUUUCAGCUCAAUAAAUAUGAAUCCCUCGAGUUGUGUCGACCUGUUCUCCAGCAAGGUCGUAAACAGCUUUUAGAGAAAUGGCUAAAAGAUGAUAAGCUUGAAUGUAGUGAAGAGCUUGGUGAUUUAGUUAAAGCUGUCGACCCAACUUUGGCUCUUUCUGUUUACUUGCGGGCUAAUGUUCCCAAUAAAGUUAUUCAAUGUUUUGCUGAAACUGGGCAGUUCCAGAAAAUUGUAUUGUAUGCAAAAAAAGUUGGAUACACCCCCGAUUACUCUAACUUGUUGAGACAAGUGAUGAGAACCAAUCCUGACCAAGGAGCAGCUUUUGCUCAAAUGUUAGUGCAAGACGAGGAACCACUUGCUAAUAUCAAUCAAAUUGUCGAUGUUUUCAUGGAAUCCAAUUUGGUUCAACCUUGCACAGUUUUCCUUCUAGAAGCUCUAAAAAACAAUCGACCUGAAGAAGGUCCUCUCCAAACACGUCUGUUGGAAAUGAACUUGGUUACUGCUCCUCAAGUUGCAGAUGCAAUCCUAGGUAAUGGUGUUUUCACUCACUAUGAUAGACCUCAUAUCGCUUCACUUUGUGAAAAGGCUGGACUUUUGCAAAGAGCACUUGAGCAUUACUCGGACCUCUACGAUAUUAAAAGAGCAAUUGUGCAUACUCAUCUUCUUAACACUGAAUGGUUAGUCAAUUAUUUUGGAACUCUUUCAGUGGAAGAUUCUUUGGAGUGCAUAAAGGCUAUGCUACAACAUAACAUCCGACAAAACCUUCAAAUUGCUGUGCAAGUGGCUACUAAAUAUCACGAACAGCUUGGUACAACCGCUCUUAUUGAACUCUUCGAAUCAUUUAAAAGUUAUGAAGGUUUAUUCUACUUCCUGGGAUCAAUCGUAAAUUUCAGUCAAGAUCCAGAUGUCCAUUUCAAAUACAUCCAGGCUGCAUGUAAAACUGGCCAAAUUAAAGAAGUCGAGAGGAUCUGUCGACAGAGUAAUUGCUACAACGCUGAGCGUGUUAAAAAUUUCUUAAAAGAAGCAAAACUUACUGAUCAACUGCCAUUGAUUAUAGUAUGUGACCGAUUUGACUUUGUUCACGAUUUAGUUCUAUAUCUUUAUCGCAAUAAUCUUCAAAAAUACAUUGAAAUUUAUGUGCAAAAAGUUAACCCAUCAAGAUUACCCGUUGUAAUUGGAGGUUUAUUGGAUGUCGAUUGUUCUGAAGAUGUCAUCAAAUCAUUGAUGUUAGUCGUUAAAGGUCAAUUCUCAACUGAUGAAUUAGUUGAAGAAGUUGAAAAAAGAAAUCGUUUAAAGCUAUUGCUUCCUUGGCUUGAAAAUCGGGUUCAUGAAGGCUGCACUGAACCAGCUACUCAUAAUGCUUUAGCCAAGAUCUACAUCGAUUCUAACAAUAAUCCCGAAAGAUUCCUCAAAGAAAACAAAUUCUAUGAUAGUAAAGUCGUUGGUAAAUAUUGUGAAAAGCGUAACCCUCACUUAGCGUGUGUCGCAUAUGAAAGAGGCCAAUGUGACUUGGAGUUGAUUAAUGUUUGCAAUGAAAAUUCAUUGUUCAAAAGUGAAGCCCGAUAUCUUGUUAAGAGAAGAGAUUCAGACUUAUGGGCACAAGUUUUAGUUGAAACCAAUCCAUUCCGCAGACCUCUAAUUGAUCAGGUUGUCCAAACUGCCCUUUCAGAGACACAAGACCCUGAAGACAUUUCUGUAGCAGUGAAAGCCUUCAUGACUGCUGAUUUACCCAAUGAGUUGAUUGAACUUCUUGAAAAAAUCGUUUUAGAUAACUCGGCAUUCUCUGACCACCGAAACUUACAAAACUUGUUGAUUUUAACCGCAAUCAAAGCGGACAGAACUCGAGUAAUGGAGUAUAUAAAUCGUUUAGAUAAUUAUGAUGCACCUAGUAUCGCCAAUAUAGCAAUAAGCUCUGAACUUUAUGAAGAAGCUUUUGCUAUUUUCAAAAAGUUUGAUGUCAAUACAUCAGCUAUCUCUGUUCUCAUUGAUAACAUCAAAAAUCUGGAUAGAGCCUAUGAGUUUGCUGAACGAUGCAAUGAUCCUGCUGUCUGGAGUCAACUUGCCACUGCACAGUUGGGUGAAGGACUUGUUAAAGAAGCAAUCGACUCAUUCAUUAAAGCCGGCGAUCCCUCAUCUUACAUGGAUGUUGUUUCAACUGCCCAUAAACUUGGAAACUGGGAAGACCUAGUUCGUUACCUUCAAAUGGCUCGAAAACGAGCUCGAGAUUCAAGCAUUGAGUCUGAAUUGCUUUACGCUUUUGCUAAAACGGGUCGACUUGCAGAUCUUGAAGAGUUUAUAUCUGCUCCCAACCAUGCCGAUAUCUCUCGAGUGGGUGAUCGAUGUUAUGAAGAUGGCCUUUAUGAUGCCGCUAAGCUGUUGUACAACAAUGUCUCCAACUUUGGUCGUCUAGCAAUCACGCUUGUUCAUCUUAAAGAAUUUCAAGGAGCUGUGGACUCUGCACGUAAAGCAAAUUCAACACGCACAUGGAAGGAGGUUUGUUUUGCUUGCGUUGACCACGAAGAAUUUAGAUUAGCACAAAUGUGCGGUUUACAUAUUGUUGUCCAUGCUGAUGAAUUGGAAGAUUUAAUCAAUUACUAUCAAAGUCGAGGUUACUUCGAAGAACUUAUCAGUUUACUCGAAGCUGCUUUAGGUCUUGAAAGAGCUCACAUGGGAAUGUUUACAGAACUAGCUAUACUUUAUUCCAAAUAUAAACCAUCCAAAAUGAAAGAUCAUUUAGAACUUUUCUGGUCCCGAGUGAAUAUUCCAAAAGUUUUAAAAGCCGCUGAACAGGCACAUCUUUGGUCCGAAUUAGUAUUCCUUUAUGACAAAUAUGAAGAGUUCGAUAAUGCAGUAAUAACAAUGAUGGCACAUCCAACUGAAGCAUGGAAAGAAGGACACUUCAAAGAAAUGAUAACAAAAGUAGCCAACAUUGAGCUUUAUUAUAAAGCCAUUCAAUUUUAUUUAGAUUACAAACCAUUGUUAUUAAACGAUUUACUUCUCAUUCUGGCUCCACGUAUGGAUCAUACUCGAGCAGUUAACUUUUUCGGCAAAGUUAAUCAACUGCCAUUGGUGAAAUCAUAUUUAAGAUCCGUGCAAAGUUUAAAUAACAAAGCCAUUAAUGAAGCAUUAAAUGGUCUAUUGAUUGACGAAGAAGAUUACCAAGGAUUAAGAACAUCUAUUGAUGCUUUUGACAAUUUCGAUAACAUUGCAUUAGCUCAAAGAUUAGAGAAACACGAUUUAAUUGAAUUCCGACGCAUAGCUGCCUAUCUCUACAAAGGUAACAACAGGUGGAAGCAAUCUGUUGAAUUAUGUAAAAAAGAUGGACUUUAUAAAGAUUCUAUGGAGUAUGCCGCUGAAUCAAAAGACGCUGAAGUUGCCGAAGAUCUUUUAUUGUGGUUCUUAGAGCGUAAAAAUUACACAUGUUUUGGCGCUUGUCUCUUCCAAUGUUACGAUCUCCUUCAUCCUGAUGUUGUUAUGGAAUUAGCAUGGAGACAUGAUAUAAUGAAAUAUGCUAUGCCGUACUUUAUCAAUGUCAUGCGAGAAUACAUCACCAAAGUUGAUGAACUUCAAGAAACAGUGAAUACCAAGCUAGAAGAAACUGCUCAAGAGCAAAGCUCACUUGUUUAUGCGGCUGAACCUCAAUUAAUGCUAACUGCUCCACCCGGGAUGGCUGGAUCAUCACCUAAUUUAACUGGAAUGCCUGGAGUAUCAGUAGUGUCUGGAGUUCCCGGUGUUCCUGGAGUACCUGGAGUUACACCUGGAAUGUAUGCAGGUGGAACGAUUGGAGGAACGUUCGGAGGAACUUAUCCUUAUCAAGGAUUCUGAAUAUAAAUAAAAUUAUUUUAGAUUUACAAAAAAAUGAUGAAUCAAAAUGUGAAUGCAAAAAAAUUCCACCCACCUUUACCCCUUAUAUCUAUUAAGUUUUGGAUUUGUCAUAGAUAAUUGUAUUUGAUAUACUUUUAAGAUUAUAGCCAUAUAUUGGUGCGAAAAUACAAAUGGACAAGCUUUUAUUUAUCACAA